AUGGCGUGGAUUUCCAUUGAUUUUCUUACUCUACUAUUGAUUACCUAUUUUGUUAGGGCUGAUGUAAACAUAAGUUAUACUGUGAAAAACUAUCAAAAUCCAUAUAAUUUGGACAGUAGACUUAGAAAAUGCGAGGCGCUUAACGCUUUUGGUGACCAUUGUGAUCCAUUCUUUCAUUUUGCUGUCUUCACGUCAACGGAAAAAUGGAAUAAACGUUCAACGCUACGUAAAGAAGCUGGACCAUUUACCAAUUCAAAAUAUCUGAACAAAGUUCUUGAAAUUUAUGAGAUUCAUUCAACAUUUCCGGAUUCUAUAGAAUUUGAGCUAGACAUUCAAGACAGUGAUAUCGAUGAUGACCAGAGAAUCGCACUUUUUAGAAGGCAGGUACCACUCGAGAAGAAGGGAGUAUAUGAAUUCAGAAUGGGUGUUGAUGUCAAAAUUGAAACUUACAUCGAUAUAACCUGUACCAAAGAUUAUUACGGAAAUCGUUGUGAAGUAUACUGUAUCCCAUUACAAGAUUUGUGGAUAUGUGAUGAAACUACUGGAGCCAGAAUAUGCAACAAACCAUGUUUACAUGGCAAAUGUAUUCUAACAAGUACCAGUGCAAUAUGUGAGUGUACAUCAGAAUGGCGUGGAGAAUUUUGUCAGACGCCAAUCGAGUCAAAAAUCAUUUCUACUAUCCUUGCUCCUGAAAUCAAGACUAUUCAUGUAGCUAAACCAAUAAGAAUUGACCAGUCUUUUGUUAACAAUAUUUACUUCAGAACCUCAACUGUUCAAACAACUGUCCAACUUGAUUCAAACCAAGAAGAUAAAAGUGAUGCAACAGAAUUGGAAUCUACCGAUGAACCGAUCAGAAUUGUGGAACUAAAGGGUGAAACUUUCCAAGGUGGUGAAAAAGAUAGUAAUAUCAGUGAUGAUCAACCAGAUAGGUAUCCUUCUUCGUCUACUUCAACAAGUUUAGAUUAUCCCAGUUUGGUGGCCAGUAAAACAGAGAUGGAUAAGCAGGAAGACAGUAUUAUAAAUCCAACUGGUCUCCUUUCCAAUUUGGAAACACGUAACUACAUAAUCCUGGCAUUCAUCAUCAUAGGCUUGUUAUUAUGGCUUAUCGGUAUUCUUGUGAUUGGUUUGAUUUGUUAUCGCCGUCGACGUGAUCGUAAAGCCUCUGUUCGUAAGAGUGCUUUAUGGACAAACAUCAGUUAUGAACCAAGUUCCUAUCAAACAAAACAUUUAUCAAUAACCGAAGACUUUUUACCCCAACAUGGAAGUGGGAAUCAUCAAAAUGAAAUCAGAUUUUUACCAAAUGAUCACACAGUUUAUCCCUCAUUGAAGAAAACUUCACCCAAAGGCGUACUACGAAACUCCUCCACUUUACCUCGAAUUCCAACUGGUGAGCACUUUCAACGUAGAUCAGUACGCUAUACUCGUUCACCAAAUGAUAUCUCCAGAUUACGCUUUGGUACCAUCUCUUGUACACCAGUAAUUAGUCCUUCACUUUCAAUGUGUACGCAACGUUCCACUCUAUCACCAUCUGAAAGUUGUCCACCAAACACCGAUACAUAUGAAGAGUUGACAUGUUGUUUAAAUGACCAUGUGAACUGGAAAAACAAUUCACCAUCACCUCUGAAAUUGACAACUUUUCAAUAA
Heterobilharzia americana is the source of this 1644-nucleotide messenger RNA. The record is from the annotation of a GenBank genome assembly. NCBI's taxonomy places the organism in Eukaryota, Metazoa, Platyhelminthes, Trematoda, Strigeidida, Schistosomatidae.